AUGGGACCAGGGAACGAUACCCGGUUUUCAAAUUUUCUUCUUCUGGGAUUAUCAGAUGAACCAGAAUUGCAGCCCCUCAUAUUUGGACUUUUCCUAUCCAUGUACCUGAUCACUGUGUUUGGAAAUCUGCUCCUCAUCCUGGCUGUCAGCUCAGACUCCCACCUCCACACCCCCAUGUACUUCUUCCUCUCCAACCUGUCCCUUGUAGACAUCUGUUUCACCUCCAUUACUAUCCCAAAGAUGCUGGUGAAUAUACACACAAAGAGCAAUGUCAUAACUUAUGCAGAUUGCAUCACCCAGAUGUACUUUUCCACACUCUUUGGAGGCUGGGACAACUUUCUUCUGGCUGUGAUGGCCUAUGAUCGCUUUUUGGCUAUUUGCCACCCCCUGCAGUACAUGGUCAUCAUGAACCCUCGGCUCUGUGGACUGCUGGUGCUGGCGUCCUGGACCUUGAGUGUCUUAAAUUCCUUAUUACAAAGCUUACUGGUGUUGCGACUGUCCUACACAGACUUGGAAAUCCCCCAUUUUUUCUGCGAUCUCAAUCAGAUGGUCAAACUUGCCUGUUCUGACACUUUCCUUAAUGACACUGUGUUGUAUUUUUCCACUGGGUUGCUGGCUGGUGGUCCCCUAGCUGGAAUCCUCUACUCAUACUCUAAGAUAGUGUCCUCCAUAUGUAGCAUCCCAUCGGCUCAGGGAAAGUAUAAAGCAUUUUCCACCUGUGCGUCUCACCUCUCAGUUGUCUCCCUGUUUUAUUCUUCAGUCCUAGGAGUGUACCUGAUCUCUGCUGCUACCCACAGCUCACAAUCAAGUGCAGUAGCCUCGAUGAUGUACAGUGUUGUCACACCCAUGCUGAACCCCUUCAUCUACAGUCUGAGGAACAAAGACAUAAAAGGGGCUCUGAAGAGAAUGUAUAGAAUAAUAGGUAUAAAGUGGACAACUGCCCCAGAGGUGAAGAAAUGCCCUUGA
Molecule: messenger RNA, 966 nt
Organism: Dama dama (fallow deer)
Lineage: Eukaryota; Metazoa; Chordata; Mammalia; Artiodactyla; Cervidae
Product: olfactory receptor 7A17-like
Exons: 1
Coding region: 1-966 (321 amino acids)
Biological process (GO): G protein-coupled receptor signaling pathway
Cellular component (GO): membrane
Molecular function (GO): olfactory receptor activity; G protein-coupled receptor activity
Source: RefSeq, a predicted model, not a curated record